AGCGGUGCUGCAAACGCGAAAGCCGGCGGGAGGGGAGAUACGUCCGUUACUACUUUUUUUUUUUUUUUUUCCCCUAAAAUAUCAAAGAUUGCCCUGAAAGCGAGGGGGCUGCAGGCUGAAGAAGCUCCGCCGCCGCGCGGCAGCUCUCGGGCGGAGGAGCGCCCGCCUCCGAGCCGAUCCGGCCUCCGGCACAAAUCCCUGCGGCCGCCCGAGGCCCGGGCGAGCUCGGCGGGCGUGCGGUGAUCGGCGCAGCCCCGACCCGCGGAGGAAGCGAAAGCGGCGAUAAACGUGGUUGUAGGUGCCGGCGUCGCCCGCGCGGGCGGGCAGAAACGAGGAAGCUUCGCCCCGAGCGAGCUGUCGCCGCCGCCGGGGCCAUGGCCGCGGCCGGCCCCGUCGAGAGCUUCCACGAUGAAGCCUCCUGCUCCAUCUGCCUGGGGUUCUUCCAGGACCCCGUCUCCAUCCACUGCGGCCACAACUUCUGCCGCGCCUGCAUCACCCGCUGCUGGGAGGAAGCGGAGAGCGCUUUCCCCUGCCCCCAGUGCAAGGAGACGGCCCCGCAGAGAAACCUGAGACCCAACCGGGAACUGGCCAAAAUCAUCGAGAUCGCCAAGCGGCUGAGCCUGCAGGCGGCCAAAGGAGGGGCCGGCGGGGAGAAGCUCUGCGAGAAGCACCAGGAGGCUCUGAAGCUCUUCUGCGAGGAGGACCAGACGCCCAUCUGCCUGGUCUGCAGGGAGUCCCAAGCGCACCGGGCUCACGCCGUGGUCCCCAUCGAGGAGGCGGCGGAGGAGUACAAAGAACGGGUGGAAACAGAGAGACAGAAGGUCGUGUCUGAAAUCGAGGAGCUGCACCAGUUUGUGGAGGGCCAGGAGCGUCUUCUCUUGGGCCGGCUGGCUGAGCUGGAUCAGGAGAUCGUGAAGAGACAGGAGGAGAACAUCACCAGGCUCUCGGAGGAGAUCGCCUCCAUCUGCGAGGAUAUUAGAGAGCUGGAAGAGAAAUGUCAGCAGCCGGCGUGCGAAUUCCUGCAGGACAGCAGAAACAUAUUGAGCAGGCUUGAAAAGGAGGAUGUCCAGCAGUCAGACAAGGUCUCACCGGAGCUGGGAGAGAAACGCACUGGUUGUCCUCAGAAGAAUAUCGCUCUCAAGGAGAUGCUGAUGAAAUUUCAAGUAAGCUUGACCCUGGAUCCAGAGACGGCGCAUCCCCGCCUUGUCCUCUCCGAGGAUCGGAAGAGCGUGAGAUGGGAGGACACGCGCCAACCCGUGCCCGACAACCCCAAGCGAUUCGACGCCUCCCGCUGCGUCCUGGGCUGCGAAGGCUUCAGCACGGGCAGGCACUACUGGGAGGUGGAGGUGGGGGACGGGGAAGCCUGGGCUGUCGGGGUGGCCAAGGAGUCGGUGAGGAGGAAGGGACGGAUCAGCGUCAACCCGGAGGUGGGGAUCUGGGCUAUGGGGCAGUGUGGGAGCCAGUACCAGGCUCUUACUUCUCCCACCAUCCCCAUCUCCCUGCUCACUCCCCCCAAGGUGAUCGGGAUUUACCUGGACUACGAGGCAGGGCGAGUGGCGUUUUUUGACUCCAACAAGGAGGCGCCCAUCUUCACCUACCCAUCGGCUUCGUUCGCAGGGGAGCGAAUCCUCCCUCUGCUCUGCCUGGGGAGAGGGUGCCAGUUCUCGCUCUCCCCCUGACUGCUCCGGGGACAUCCUCCGCUUGAGCCUUGCUCACAUGGGUCUGGAGACAUCUCAGGGUCCUACCUCCCCAGAGGUGGAUUUGGGGAGCAUGAAGAAGGCAAUGUCCUGCCUAGUGCAAGCAGGAUGGCAAAUUAUCCUUCCCUGCCAUCUAGCUCAGCAAGAAGUAUCUGCUGUUGCAGAGCUGGUGGAGCAUGGGAUAAGAGCUGCUCUACUGGCAGAAGACGUUGCCAACGAUGCUGCCCUGGUACAGCCAUGCCCAUAACCCCCCUUUGAAAAACGUUUUUUCCUCUCUGUGUUGGAAAACAAGGAUGCAGCUAAGCUGAACCUAUGCUGGCUUCUGAAGUGAUGGACCCACUUUCCCCUCUCCCUAACCUCUCCUGAGUGUUUUUGUUGGACCCUUCACCCAGCUUUUUUUGGCUCGCUAAGCUUUCGAGACGUCCUGCUGCAGCUGUGGAGCCUCUCCUUUAGAUGCUGUGGAUGAAGAUGCAAAACCCUGGAGAACACAAAGAGUUUGGAUGGUUUCACGCUUUUUUGCAGCCUUUGACACAGAGCGGGUCAGCUAAGCCAACAACAAGAUGGGCAAUACCUGAUCUUGCAGAAAGACUACCAGUACAACCACUAACAAUAUCCAGACCCCCCAGUUUGUGUUACAUCAGUGCUUAGUGCUGCGUGAUGGUCAUCUCCUUGCUCUAAAUGUAUUGCAAGGAUUUGCCUCUCCAGAAGUGUAGCCCUCCAGCCUGCAAUUCCUCUCAAGUCAACGAAGAAUGACAGCAAGGGCAUAAUUGAGCUCAUCUUGAAAUGGGUCAACCACAUGUAGGAGAUUAUCUAGGUGGCAUGGAGACAAAUCUACUGGAAGUGCCUAAAACCAAGACAAAUAAAUCCUUCUCAAGGCAGCAUCGGUUUUAACCUCGUAUUGAACAACAGCCUUGGUGCCAGCUGGUGCCUAAAGGUUGCUUGGGAACAUAAGGAGGAACCAAAAGGCGAUGAAGGAUGCUCACAUGAGCAUUUCCCAGGUUUCUUUUUGGUGAAUAGAGCUAGCGCUUUAAGAUACCGGAACUGAUUGUACAAAUGUGUCUCUGGUGGUUUGAAACGCUUUGUUUGCCUUAACUGCUGACAGCAGAAUGCGGAAAUGAUAAUAGAGGAACUGCCUCUGCUGCAGACUCUUGUAGUGGUUGCUUGGUACCAGCACUUCACUGGCACUUAGCUGAGCAAAG
Molecule: messenger RNA, 2896 nt
Organism: Rhea pennata
Lineage: Eukaryota; Metazoa; Chordata; Aves; Rheiformes; Rheidae
Product: E3 ubiquitin-protein ligase TRIM39-like
Exons: 5
Coding region: 375-1679 (434 amino acids)
Biological process (GO): protein ubiquitination
Cellular component (GO): cytoplasm
Molecular function (GO): ubiquitin protein ligase activity; protein binding; zinc ion binding
Source: RefSeq, a predicted model, not a curated record